CUCAGGUGGCCAUCUGUCCUUCUUUUUGGCAGAGACCUUACUUUAUCCAGGACAAUUUGACCUACACAUAAAUUUUUAUAUCUCCCUUUCCUAAUUUAUACAGAUAGAGGAAAACACAUUAUGUGAGGGACUGACAUCAAAUUAGCAGAAAAAAAAGAUACCUGGAUAAAUCUACAAAGAAAUAUAAAUCCAUAUAGACACAUCAAUAUUUAAUAGAGGAAGUAGAUUAUCCUUAUGUCUACAGCAAGGAUGGAAAUUACCUCACGCUACUGCCAAGCAACCUGCAGCUACUUAAUUUUGUCCAUAACAAUCCUAUUUUCCUCGGGUGCCCCUCCUUGCUGAGGUGUGCUGGGAAAACUCAAUUUAGUUUAAUCUUGUAACUUUAGACUCAUGCAAAAAUGAAAAUAUCCUCCAUGGGUGAAGUGGGUUUGCCUUUCUCUCGCUCUGUUUCUGCCAAGGUAGCAUCUGGGCAGAGAAGAGAGAAGAGUGGCUUUAUCCAGGGGUGAUAUUCAAAAUAUGUAACAACUGAUUUGGCCCAGGCACAGACCAAUCAGAAUGGAUGCUGACCGCCCAUGAUGAGUCCAGCCCUUCCGACGUGGACCGUGACUAUCAGUUCUGGCAAGGUGACCUCAGGGUGGUGACGUGAAUGGGAGGGCUAAUGGAUUAGAGCAGUGUCUCCUGGCACCUCUAAUCUCAACAUUUCUUAUCAGCCUGUUUGCCGCUUGCCCUGCUGGCAUCUGCAGACCAAGUGGGUGGCUGGCCUCUGCUGACUUGGUCAGGACCCAGAAGCCCUUCCUGGCUGACUCCACCUCACCCCAGCUCUUGCUGGCACCAUAGGUCCCCUCCCCACUUAGCUCUGCCAUGGUUUCCAUUUGCCCCUCGACCUGGGCCGCCCAUGUGGUAGUGUUGCCGAAGGCAAAUCUGUGUGCCCAAGGCACCGUGAGGCCAAACAAAUGAAAACACCUGAGUUUGGAGCAGAGAGAAGUUUAUUGCAGGGCCAAGCAAGGAGGAGAGGGUGACUUAUGCUCAAGAAAACCCUGAAUUCUUCUAUGGGUUUCAGCAAAGCAUAUUUAAAGGCCAGGUAAGGGAGUGGGGGGUCACAGGUAUCUGAUCAGCUGGUGCACGAUUCUCUGAUUGGUUGAUGUUGAGGUAACAGGGCGGUCAACACCAUCAACCCUUAGGCACCAGAAGGUCUGGGGCCACGUGCCCAUGACCAUCAAGUAGUUUAUUCCCUUUGGUGGUGGUUUUUAGCAUCUGAAAAAUUCAGGAAAUAUACAUGAGAUACUAUUAUCUGGGUAGGUCAGACAGGAGCUACAGCAGAGGAUCUGGGGGAGGGGUCUGUCCCCGAAGGCUCCACAGGGUCCUGCUUGGUUAUAGCAGCAAAGGUUGCAGGUCACCUUGGCCCUUGAAUAAUGGGCACCAUGAUAGCGCUUCUGGCUCUCAGUCCAGGUGCUUCCUGAGUCCUGUCUGAGCCCAUGCAGGAGCUCGUGGGCCUUGUCCAUACCACAUGGGGACUGAGCCUAGUCAGAAAGUUGAAACUAUAACUCCGCAGGGGGACCACCCCCACCGCUGGGUCCUGCUGUAUUGGCAGAGUUCAUCUCCCCACCGCCGCUUCCCAGGCUUGGGCAGGGGCGUCUGUGAGGUGGCCCCCUGCAGGAGUCUGAAAGACGAAUCACAGCAACACCCCCAUCCUUGGCAGUGCCCUCCACCUGGCCCUCCUGCCUCCCUGCUUCCCGCAGCCCCUCUACCACCACUCUUGCUCUUCCCACAAACCACUGCGCUAGGGGAUGUGCGCCUUUCACUUCCUCUUCCUGGCUGGUCCCCACAUGUUACAGUGAUCUGAGAGCUUUCCAGAAACACUGUUGCCCAGGUCCCAGCUCUUCACCCCUUUCCCGGGUCUGAUUUAGCUGCUUUGAGGGGGACCCAGGCCUUGCUGGUCUUAUAACAAAACACCCCAAGUGAUUCUCACACAGGGUUGACAGCCACUGUUCUAGGCCAGUGGUUUACAAACGUCACUGCUUAUUAGAAUCAUCUGGGGAGCUUUUCAAACUCCCAGUGCCCAGGCUGCACCCUAGACCAAUUAAAUCAGAAUCACGAGGGCAGUAUUUUUUUUUUUUUUUAAAGCUCCUUGGGUUAUUCCAGUGGCAGUCAAAUGUGACAACCAGUGUUCUUUGAGGCCUUUAAUGUCCAUGCAAUUGCCUGGGGACUUUGUUAAAAGAGCAGGUUCUGAUUCAGUGGGUCUGAGGUGGGGCCUCAGAUUCUUUCUAACAAGCUCCCAGCUGAUGCCAAAGGUGCAGGUCUUUGGACCAUAUCCUUCUUCCCAGAGACGUUUGCACCCCCACCCCCGCAGAGCAACAGGACUCAGAGAGAGGGAGAUUGGCUCAUGAGUAAAUGAAGAUAUAUGCCCAGGAGUGGGAUUGCUGGAUCAUAAGAUAUCAAACUAACCAUGAAGAAAAAUAUUAUCAACACAUGGCACUCUUUUGUAAAUAUUCCCAAUAUGAUUGUACCAGAUAUUGAAAAGGAAAUAAGAAGGAUGGAAAAUGGAGCAUGCAGUUCCUUUUCUGAUGAUGAUGACAGUGCCUCUAUAUGUGAAGACUCAGAGAGUGAAAUCCCCCAUGCAAGGGAUUCCUUUAGAAGUAAUAUGCACAGGAGAGGACAACUGUCACAGAGGGAACAGUACCUGCCUGGAGCCAUUGCACUUUUCAAUGUUAACAACAGCAGCAAUAAGGAGCAAGAACCAAAAGAAAAAAAGAAAAAGAAAAAGGAAAAGAAGAGCAAGCCAGAUGAUAAAAAUGAAAAUAAAAAGGACUCAGAGAAGAAAAAGAAGAAAGAAAAGGACAAAGACAAGAAGAAGAAAGAGGAGAAAGGCAAAGAUAAGAAAGAGGGGGAGAAGAAGGAAGUCACGGUUAUUGAUCCCUCGGGAAACAUAUAUUACAACUGGCUGUUUUGCAUCACCUUACCUGUUAUGUACAACUGGACUAUGAUUAUUGCAAGAGCAUGUUUUGAUGAACUUCAGUCUGAUUACCUGGAAUACUGGCUCAUUUUUGAUUACUUGUCAGAUUUAGUCUAUCUUCUCGAUAUGUUUGUACGAACAAGGACAGGUUACCUAGAGCAAGGGCUACUGGUGAAGGAAGAGCUUAAACUCAUAGAGAAAUAUAAAUCAAAUUUUCAAUUUAAGCUUGAUGUUCUAUCAGUGAUACCAACCGAUCUGCUGUAUUUUAAGCUGGGGUGGAACUAUCCUGAAAUUAGACUAAACAGACUGUUAAGGAUCUCUCGAAUGUUUGAGUUCUUCCAGAGAACAGAAACCAGGACAAACUACCCAAACAUCUUCAGGAUUUCUAACCUUGUCAUGUAUAUCAUCAUCAUCAUCCACUGGAAUGCGUGUGUGUACUUCUCUAUCUCCAAAGCCAUUGGGUUUGGAAAUGAUACGUGGGUCUAUCCUGAUGUGAAUGAUCCUGACUUCGGCCGUUUGGCUAGAAAAUACGUAUACAGCCUUUACUGGUCUACACUGACUUUGACCACCAUCGGUGAAACGCCACCUCCUGUGAGGGAUUCCGAGUAUGUCUUUGUGGUGGCUGAUUUCCUAAUCGGAGUGUUAAUUUUUGCUACCAUUGUUGGUAACAUAGGUUCUAUGAUUUCCAACAUGAAUGCAGCCAGAGCGGAGUUUCAGGCAAGAAUUGAUGCAAUCAAGCAAUACAUGCAUUUUCGAAAUGUGAGCAAAGACAUGGAAAAGAGAGUCAUUAAAUGGUUUGACUACCUGUGGACCAACAAAAAAACAGUGGAUGAGAGAGAAGUCUUGAAAUAUCUACCCGAUAAACUAAGAGCAGAGAUUGCCAUCAACGUUCACUUAGACACAUUGAAAAAGGUGCGUAUUUUUGCAGACUGUGAAGCCGGUCUGUUGGUGGAGUUGGUCUUGAAAUUACAACCUCAAGUCUACAGUCCUGGAGAUUAUAUUUGCAAGAAAGGGGAUAUUGGACGAGAGAUGUAUAUCAUCAAGGAAGGCAAACUCGCCGUGGUGGCAGAUGAUGGAGUCACUCAGUUUGUGGUAUUGAGUGACGGCAGCUACUUUGGUGAGAUUAGCAUCCUAAACAUCAAAGGCAGUAAAGCUGGCAAUCGAAGAACGGCCAAUAUUAAAAGUAUAGGCUACUCAGAUCUGUUCUGUCUCUCGAAAGAUGACCUCAUGGAAGCUCUAACUGAGUACCCAGAUGCCAAAUGUAUGCUGGAAGAGAAGGGGAAGCAAAUUUUGAUGAAAGAUGGUCUACUGGAUGUAAACAUCGCAAAUGCUGGAAGUGAUCCUAAAGAUCUGGAAGAGAAGGUCACCCGAAUGGAGGGGUCAGUAGACCUCCUGCAGACAAGGUUUGCUCGCAUCCUGGCCGAGUAUGAGUCAAUGCAGCAGAAACUGAAGCAGAGACUAACCAAGGUUGAGAAAUUUCUAAAACCACUUAUUGACACAGAAUUCUCAGCCAUUGAAGGGACUGGAGCUGAAAGCGGGCCCACAGACUCUACCUAGGACUGAAAAGCUGGUUAUGCAUAAGGUUAUGCCUCGUGAUCCUUUCGGUGAUGUGAUAAAGGCAACUGUAAGUUGGAAGAAGAGGAACAGUCAUCUGGAAAUUCUUCCAUAAGGAAAAUGUGCUUUGGUGCAGGGCACAAGGCUGCACAUUCCCUUGUGAGGUACUGUGACUAAAGAAUCAUCACACUUUGAAUUUUUCACAAUGGAUAAUAUGCAAAGAUAGAAACCAAUAAACUUGUCAGAAUCUGUACCUUCUGAGUUUUUUUCACAUAUGCUCCUUUUAUGUAAGACUCUUUAUAAAAGUGAACAAGGAUCCCUCACUUUUGGGCAAUUUACAUUAUUGAGGAGCAACUGGGAAUUACUGUGUACAUCAUGUU
Messenger RNA from Camelus dromedarius (Arabian camel), 4887 nucleotides. It is a transcript of the gene CNGA1, whose product is annotated as cyclic nucleotide gated channel subunit alpha 1. Gene Ontology annotation, cellular component: plasma membrane; intracellular cyclic nucleotide activated cation channel complex. Gene Ontology annotation, molecular function: intracellularly cAMP-activated cation channel activity; protein-containing complex binding; intracellularly cGMP-activated cation channel activity. The coding region runs from base 2447 to 4510 and encodes 687 amino acids. The transcript is spliced from 10 exons. NCBI's taxonomy places the organism in Eukaryota, Metazoa, Chordata, Mammalia, Artiodactyla, Camelidae. Gene Ontology annotation, biological process: monoatomic cation transmembrane transport. The record is from RefSeq and is a predicted model, not a curated record.